Porites lobata is the source of this 9096-nucleotide messenger RNA. The record is from the annotation of a GenBank genome assembly. Lineage: Eukaryota; Metazoa; Cnidaria; Anthozoa; Scleractinia; Poritidae.
AUGAUUUUUCUAUGUUUCAGCAACUGGAAAAUAAUUUUACCUUUCACACUUGCGAUUCUUCUGUUUUCCGCUGCUUUUUUCACUAAGAAGGAUAUUACCUUUGCAGUUAACAUUUGGAUCUUUCCGGGUAAGCAAUGUUUCCUUCUUUAAUUUCUAAAUGCCUUUGCUCUUCAGCGAACCUAGCCAUAAAAUAUAACACAAGGAAAAAUAUAUUCUUUAAUAAAACUUUAACGAGUUAUUUUUACCUAUCGCAAAGUAGAGCAAAACGCCCAAUAAUUCAAUUUGCCGACACCCAAGCUACCAGCUCUCUAAGCUAGAUUAUCGUCGUGUUUAUUAUAAUCACGUCAGACUUAACCCUUUUUAGUUAGCUGUAAAGCCGCAAUCAAGAGCAAAUCUUUUUUAGAGUUGAUCAUAUUUUAAUCCGAAGCCCGAACUUUCAUAAUUCCGAUUCUGACUUGUAACCAGGUCUUUCCAGGUAAUUUUUUCUCUCCGUUUUUGCAAGUGCUCAUUUUGGUAGGAAGCAGAGCUCUGUUUAGACUUUUUCUAUUUUAUCAAUGCAGGUUUUGCUGUGCUCAUUGUAUCCUUUGUGUGCUCAGAAGACCUGCAGAGAUGGAUUGCUCUAAGACAUCAAGGUACCUUAUUCCCAGACUCUCCUUCAAAUUGCCCUUCCAUUAAAGCUAAGAAAACGUUAAUAACAAUACGAACGAAACAACAAGAAAUGAUUACUGUAACAAAAUGGCAUUUUCGUUCCAUGAGGCUUCACUUUUAAAUAAUAAUUACUUUUAAAACAGUAUUUAAAAGAAAACAAAUAUAUGGAAAAAGAUAAUGAUUAUCAGGAGCCUACUUUUUUUUCAAAAAUUUUGUGAUUGUUUUAUUUUGAUUUCUUUCACAGAUUUUAUGAACAGCAAUCAUCCCUCAUAUAUUCCACUCGUGCCACCUGUUCCUCCACCUCCCCCACCCCCCCCUUUCUCCCCUCCCCCUCCUCCCUCAAAUACAAUUAAGAAGCACAAAUGGCACAAAAUUGACUGCAGGAAGCUUUCGUGGGAAACCCUGAGCCCAGAUCUUCUUAAUCAGGAUACAAUUUGGAAAAAGGUAGGUUAAAAGAGUAUUUUUUCUUCCUUACCUUGUAAGGUCUUGUAAUAAUGACAUAAUUUGUAAGAGAUUAGUUAGCUGCUUUAAUUUUUUGAAAUGUUUUUAGGUUGGAAAGAACUUGCCCUUGGAGGGCAUUUUUGAUUGUGAAGAUAUAAGAAGAGAAUUUUCAAUUAUGCCAUCUCAAGGUAGACAAAAUUAAUUGUCUUCUCUUGUUGAAUACCUCAAAAAAGACAUUUGAUAACUUGUAGCUUGCAGUCCGGAAAAAAAACCUCAACCACAAACUGGAAAAUUCAUCGCUGAUCAUAAGUUUCGUUCGUUUCCAAAACGGGUGAAGUAGUUUUAACUCCUUCGUCAAAUUAAAGCUUGGAUGACUGGUUAACCCCUGUAUUUCGGAUGAUAGCCAGCGCGCCGGAAUAAAAAUCGGGACCUUAAGAUCGAGGUUUGGCCGUCUUACGGCAAACGGCAAACCGCGGGUUUGUGGUUAGCGGUUUCACGUUAUCCGUCUGCCCAUAUUUAGGAAUUAAGAUUCGCGGGUGGUAGCUGGUGGCUGCCAUGUUUGUUUUAUUCAUUCUUUCACUCCGAUUUUAGCAGAGAAAUCGUCUUCAAAGUUACGUUUCUAUGAAACAUAGUUCAAUAAUUAAUUAGCGAAAGAGUUCUAAAAAGGAGUAUUUUCUCUCACACACGGGAUUGUGACGUUUUAUAGCGCAAAAAACCGAGGGGCACCCAACGAGGAUAUAGUUCAAAACCACUUAACAGAGCAUUGUUGAACGUAUUUUAGUAUUCAAACGGUAGAUAUAAGCAUAUUUUUAUCCUCUAAAAACUUUUCAUCUGUUAGGAUUUCCUAGCAGAAAGUUUAGUGAUCCGAAGAUUAUAGGGAUAAAAACUUACCUUCUCGAAAAUUUCAGCCAGGGAAAGGCUCCCGAAAAUUCUAGGUGGCCUUUUUUAGGGUCAAAAUCCGUUAAAAAUGGGUAAUUAUACCAUUUUGUAGAUGUUCGAAAAUCCUAGGAGAGGCAGGUAAGCAAGAAAUUUUACAACAAAUGCUCCGAAAAUUCUAGAUCUCAAAUCGUCUUCCGAACAGAUAUUUUCCCGAAAAUUGCCGUUGGGUGCCCCUGAAAACCUUGCGGUAAAUCACUUACCUCUGGAGCGUUAUCUAGCCGUACCAACGUGAACCUCAAACCCCAAACGUGACGGCAACGCACCAGUCACGUGACUUCUUGACGUUUGCUGUUCGCGGGAGAUGCCCAAAAACCUCGAUCUUAAAGGUCUCUAACGGCUUAUCCUCAACCUCGUCUCCAGGCUUUCCUUUAAAAAAAUGGAAAAAGCCCUGGUGAAGAGGUUAGCCUGUCCUUUCAAACAACCCCAUAAAUCAAAACGAAAAAAUCCUUUUGCAGCUGAUUCUCUUGUUCCCAAAUGUGCCAAAAAGCCUCAUAAAAUGCCACUUUUAAUGGGAUUUCAAUCAAAGCGUAAAAUUCAGAAAAUUUAAUGUCCUUAUUGCCCGAAAGGCGGAUGACACUAUCCACAGGAUGAAUCUCUAUCUAGUGGAUAUUGGACUUGGUUUCCCCAAAACUUAUCCACUGGAAAGAGAUUUAUCCCAUGGAUAGAGCUAUCCAACGUCUGAAAAACCGGGCCCUGAUCAUUAAUUAUAACAGAAAAAUUGUUUGUAAUGAAAAUAUUAACAGGUUACAAUUUAUGUUUACUGACAGGAUCUUUGAAAAAAGUCAAACGAGAAAGUGCUAUGAACGACAAAAAGAUUUUUAACAUUUGUAAGUAUGAUGACUACGAUUGCAAAAUGUCUUGGCGUAUCAAAAUGCAAAACAUAGGGAAAAAAUACGUCUAUCACCUUGAUAGAAAUAAGAAGUACGGUAUUUUAUUUUUCAAAGAAUAUUUUGAGUAAAAUCAUCAUGUUAGAAGAAAAUAAUCACUUACAGAGUUUGAAAUUCGGUCCCGCAUUGCUCUGUGUCUUAUAUGCCUGUUUUUCGUGACAGGUUUCUGCCUCCCUUAGAGCGUGUCUGAGUACUAAUUGAUCGAGGAAGUUCUAAUAUUUUGCUGUGUGUUGUUUCUAGCUAUCGUGAUGUCACAUCAUAAGUUGAAAACUGAAGACGUAGCUCAAUGUCUUAUAUCCGGGACCUCUAAUCUGACCUCUGACGUGCUCAGACAAUUGUUGGCAUUUGCGCCUGACGAUCGAGAGGUAACUAUGGCAACAAAAUAUUCCAAAGCCACUAGUUUCGCUGUCCCAGUAAAUUCAUAAGUCGAUUUAUUUCGAAAGUAAUCAUGCUCGCUCUUGGUCCUUACAAAAAGUGAACACUGAUUAAAUCACGUUAAGAAUUUUUGAUUUAGGCACUGAAUUUAUAAAUAUCUUUAUUCCACAAAGUAACGAAAGAGAAUCAAAUCAGGCUUCUGAAGUUGUUUAGUCUGAAAAAACAGCUGGCAUUUCACUUCGUCACCACUAAUUUCUGCGCGAAAUGAGCUCAGCAAUUCCAUACUAAUGACAUGUCACUUACCCAGAGCUGGGUAGUGCUCCCGAUUGGUCGCGCCGUGUGGGAAAUUUGCUUCAACCUAUAACAAACACUACCCAGAUCUAAGUAGUGACGCGUCAUCAUAUGGAAUUUCUGCGCAAACUUGUUCUCACUCUUGCCUGGGAACGAGGAUGAUUUCUGCGCUCUUUUCUCAGAAGACCUGCAGAGAUGGAUUGCUCUAAGACUCAGUUUUCUGCUGAAAUUAACUGCGAAUUGAACACUAAUUAAAAUUAUUGAGGGAAAAUAUAGGUGCUAAAGAAUCCUAAAUUGAACUAUUACCACUUUUAGAACAUGACUGCAUUUUGUUGUCUUACCAGGAAAAAGCGAUAAGAAAACAAGAGCGAGAGAACGAGCCUUUACUUGAGCCAGCUGAGCGCUUCUAUCUUGAGGUAAAAAUUUUUUCUUACUUCUUUCAAAGACAUUAAAUAAAAAGAGAUUGAGUAGUAUCUAUAAAGAGAUUGAAUAGUAUCUAUAAAUACGUGACGCCUGAUCUACGUCAAGUUAUACUUUCUUUUUCUUUCCGUUGGCAGAUUGCAGCCUCCGUUCCAUCCUAUAAGGAAAGAAUGAGAACUGUACUAUUGAAAUCUCAAUUUCAGGAAAGGAUCGCUCACAUUAAACCAGUAAGAUGUCAGUAAGAUAGGGAUUACUUUACAUUCAGUGAUGAACAGAAAGGGCACUUAACAGAAAAGAAAUGUUCAAUAUAUCUAUCAGACAGAACUGAGUGGUUCCCAAAAGUGGUUACUUAUUCAAUGUAAACGGAAACAGCGAUGAUAUUCCGUCAUGUAUUUUACAGUGAAAGGAAAUGUUAUCUUGAAAAUAAGAAUGCUGGUUUUGCUUGUUUGAAUUAGAAACUCGUUGGCGCAUGCGCCCACCUUGCGUUAUCCGAAAUCGCGAUUUUUCGAUAAUUUUUUCCUGGAUUCGCACAUAAGAGCACUCUAUUUGUCAGCCACUGUCUACUUCGGAGCCAAUUCGACAAGUUUAUUUGUAUUACAUUACAGUUUGCGAAUAUUGUAGCUAGAUUGACAGGUUGAAGGAGGUCCUUCUUUUUGAACAGCAAAGUAUAUUCCAGAAUUCAUUAACGUUUCACUGUGAAAGAGCGAAACAAAAUGAAGAGAGUGAUUGUGCAGUUUUUUCUAGAGAGGUAUAAAAGUUUAAAAUAGCAUUUUUGUGAUUUAUUUUUCAGUAUCUCCAGACAGUGAUAACAGCAAGUCAAGAGCUCAUGUCGAGUAAAAAGCUUACAACAUUUAUAGAGGUAUCACCUCGUAAAAAAGGCGAUCCCACAACCCCUUCUAAAGAGGAAAAAAUAAUUAAUAAUAAUAAUAAUGAUAAUGGUAAUUUGAUAAGGAGUGAAAGACGAUAAUUAUAAUAAAGCAAACUUACUCUCCUCACUAAGUUAACCAUCUACCCUGCUAUCAAUAUACAUUUUUUUAUGGCAGAAACUAAUCCAGCCCAAUUGAAAACUUAAGGGCUUUAGUUAACGGUAUUGAAAAUCUAAGCGCGUAUCUUUUAAAAGCUAAACAUUCGGCAAAACCUCUUAAUUAUCAAAAAAAAUUCUAUAUUUCUUUUCUCUAUAGCUGCUUUUGACCAUGGGAAAUAUCAUGAACGGUAGCGAAGCCUGUGCUUUUAAGAUAACAUUUGUUACAAAGGUAGGCAUUGAAGAAGAUUACUGUUAAUGAGAAAAAAGCCAUUUUCCAUUUUGAAUUAAUUAAGGUAGUGAUAAAAAGAGUUCUUCUGCGACGGAUUUGUUUGACUUCUUGAAAGCCAUGGUGACGCAAGACAGACUACUUACAAGAGAAUGACUGGCAAAAAAUAUUUCUUUCUUUUCAUAGCUGAUGGAUUAUAAAUCAUCCAUGAAUAAGAGGAUAUCAGUUCUGGAUUACCUCACUAAGGUCAUCAUUACCAAGUGUCCGCACAUUGCAGCGUUAGAAGAAGAUCUCAAACAUGUCCAACAAGCAUCACGAGGUAUAUCAUUUCACUGAUCUAGAUAUUCUCAUCUGGUAAAAUCCAAGUAGUGGCCUAUUAUCAGUGCUGCGUUCUGAUUGGUUGAGCUACUACUAGGCUAUAUGUUAUGGCCCACUAGUAGCGAAAAGUGCCGGCUUUGAAAACCAAAACAACGGUGGCUGAAUCGCGUUUUGCCAGCUAAACUUGUUUCGCCUUUGGCCUCACAGGCUAUUUCACUCAGAGCCCAUUAGGGCUCGAGAAAUAAUUGUUAAAUACAGUUUUUAGAUAUCCUCAUCUGAUGGUUUUAGAAAAUAAUUGGUUUUGUCUACUUUCGUUUUAGAAAAACAAUUGCUUAAUUUGAAUGACCCAAUAUUUUGUUGUUGUUUUUCUAUCGUUAGUUUGGUGGUUUGUUUUGUUUUGCUUGUUUGAGAGGAAGUGUUUCAACAUCCGAUUGUUUGGCUUUUGUUGUUUCUGUUUUUUAGUUCCACUCAAGUCGCUGGACAAAGAGAUAACCGAGCUAACGGCAGAGAUCGAGGUGAGAAAAAUUUUAACCGGUACGUAACGAGUGUAAUUUAAGUUGAUUCAUUAACACUCAUACAGACCACAUUUUUUGAACUGUUUUUUUUUUGGCAGGUUCUAGAAGAGGAUGUCGAGAAAAUAAAUAAUGAAUGCAUUAAAGAAGACGAGGAUGCUUUUCGUACGAGCAUUGAAGUAUCCUUAGUUUCGUCAUGAAAUCUAACUCACAUUUUAUUUGUUUCAAGUGAUGUCCACCAAUAUGGAAUCAUAAUUUUCAGUGAAAGUAAUAUGAUGGAUUAGGGAUGAGUGCAAACAAAGUGGCAUGGAGUAUUCCUGAAUAAUUAACGGGCUGCGGGGUAGAGCUGUACACUUUUUUUAAACACAGUUCGCUGUAUAUGACUUUUUUUUAUUAAUUGACAUCAAUAUUACCGUCAUGGACACCAAACCUACUAUCAUCAACGUUUUGUCAAGACAGAUUUCGCUUCAGCAAGGAAAGUGAAAGGCACGCUCUAUAUCGUUGUUGAAUGUCUUGACAUUUUUUCUAGAUCAGAACUAGAUUCUCUGUCCACGUAACCCUCCUGAAACCCGUCGUUAACACCAACUUCUUAUUCGGACAACGUACGGCGUCAGGGGAGGGGUGGGUUGUCAGUUAUCCAGAAACCACUGAUCAUAGCGUCCUACCAGCCCCACCCCCAGUUAUAUUCUUUUCCUUUCUUUAUUCGACCGGGUGGCCCUCCUUUAGGAAAGAGAGGGCGAUCGGAAACGCCGGAGUACAUAUUAAAAAGGAGGUUAAAGAAAAAAACAGAACUCUGAGCUUCAUCAAAUAUCCUUGACAAUUGGCUAACAGCUAUUUACCGUCACUGCAAAGGAAGAACUUAAUGAUGUUUUAUUGCUGCGAAAAGCCGUGAAAAGAGAAUUUCACCUCUUGGUUCAGUACUUUGGCGAGGAAUCUAUCAAGCCGGAAGAACUGUUUGGAAUUUUUGCCACUUUGUUGCGACAAUUUGAGGUAAUUGGUGGCGACAGCCGAAUUAUUAUUACUACACGAGAGUGCGUGCAGUUGGCAACACAAUGUUGGCUAAACACUUUUUCGUAUCCGGUUUAAGGGCCUGUUUACAUGGAGUGGGGGACCCCGGUCUAGUGGGGUUGGUUUCUUUUGUUUUCAUGCUCUGUGGGACACAAAACAAAAGAAACCUACCCCACUAGACCGGGCUCCCCCACUCCAUGUAAACAGGGUCUAAGUCUUUUUGUAAUGAUUACACGAAUUAUCCACACCGCGAUAAGCUUCCUGGCUUCUGUCAGGCUUCUAUUUGUAGUUUCUUAGUGCUGCGGAUGGGCGCAAUCACUAAAUGACGUGAUACAAACUGAGGCUAAAAGCCGACACUGAACAAUACUGCACAACAAUACAAAACUUAACUUAUCACAAAAAGAAACACUCUGAGGCAUACAAGUUUUCAAGGUAAUAAAAACUCUGAUUGCUUUUUUUAGCGUUUUGUCAACACAAAAUUGCUCUAGGCUGAUAGAAACUGGACUAUAAACCUCUGGACUGUAGCAGAUCAUAUACCGGUAAAAAGAGAUAAAUUUAUACCUAACUGUAUCAGACGAUAAAUAACAGUGCACAAUCUCCUCCUUCUAGGAUGUUAUGAAGACCUACAAGUAAAAGAGUCGAAGCUGAACAAAGUUUUCAAAGAAUUUAAAUGACGUGCCUCGCAGAAAAGGGGUUAUGUAUUUAUUUUGCAGUUAGACUUCGAGAGUAGUCUCUCUUUUGCACCGUUUUAUGAAUUAAGUGUAAAUAUAUUUAAAAAGUUGAAAGCUCUUUUUCAUUUGUACUAAUUUCUUAGUCAGGACCAAUGAUUGUUCUUAAAACUGCAAUAAGUUGUUAGUAUGACCAGAAGUUUUUUUGGUAAACAAACACAGUGAGAGACAUAAAAAAAAGAGAAAGAAAGACAUGUAAACUAAAGGAAAGAAAUAAUAGUAAAAAACUGAAAGUUUAUUUAAGGAACGACAAAGACAAAAUGGUAGACAAGUCUUGAGUUCAUUAUAUACAUGAACUGCAUGUGAAUAAAUAAAAUGCGAUGAACGGUAACCUUGUCAACAAUUUUUUUCUCAGGGCAGAGGCGAUGACUAAUAUUAAUAUGGAAAAGUGCGAAAGCGAAAAAGGAAAAAUCCAACCGACCCUGCGAUUGCUUAGUUCAGCAAAGACAAUUAGACAUAUUUUUUUUUCGCCUUGCAUGCACGAGAAACACAGAGCCACGCUGGCUUCAGGCUGGCAAUUAAGGCUGGCGCUAAUUUAAUCUUUCCCGCCAAAAUAGUGUCAAUAGUUGUGACACCACUGGAACGGCGAUUGGUUAGUUUAAAACAAAGAAUGAGAAACUAGCCAAUGAGAAUCAUUUGUUCAUUGUUACACGUUUCAACACCCAAAAGUUGAAAAACAACGCUUUCGAACGCUUUUUGAGGUUGCGAUACGCCCGUGCAAACUUGACAAUUUUUUAUUGCAUAUUUUACAUGCAUUAAUAUUGAGGAGCUAUAUAAGCUCCUGGCAAAUAAAUAAGAAAGUCACAACACCAAGAGCUGUACAAGCACUCCGCCAGGAAAGAAGCUUCAAGAACUUACGACUUAAGCCAUGGCUCGUACCAAACAAACAGCUCGAAAAUCAACCGGUGGAAAAGCUCCUCGCAAACAGCUUGCAACAAAAGCAGCGCGCAAGAGUGCACCGGCAACUGGUGGAGUAAAGAAACCUCACCGCUACCGGCCAGGUACUGUCGCCUUGAGAGAAAUUCGCCGCUACCAAAAGUCAACAGAGUUGCUUAUCCGCAAGCUUCCCUUCCAGCGACUCAUUCGAGAAAUAGCACAAGAUUUCAAGACCGACUUGCGUUUUCAGAGUUCAGCCGUGCUGGCUUUGCAAGAAGCAGCUGAAGCGUACCUCGUGGGACUGUUUGAGGAUACGAAUCUCUGUGCCAUCCACGCCAAGCGUGUAACGAUCAUGCCUAAGGACAUUCAGCUCGCCCGGAGAAUCCGAGGAGAGCGCGCUUAA